Astyanax mexicanus (Mexican tetra) is the source of this 2814-nucleotide messenger RNA. It is a transcript of the gene abcd4, whose product is annotated as ATP-binding cassette, sub-family D (ALD), member 4. The record is from RefSeq and is a predicted model, not a curated record. Gene Ontology annotation, biological process: peroxisome organization; very long-chain fatty acid catabolic process; fatty acid beta-oxidation. Gene Ontology annotation, cellular component: peroxisomal membrane. The transcript has 19 exons. Bases 101 to 1852 code for a protein of 583 amino acids. Gene Ontology annotation, molecular function: ABC-type transporter activity; ATP hydrolysis activity; ATP binding. NCBI's taxonomy places the organism in Eukaryota, Metazoa, Chordata, Actinopteri, Characiformes, Acestrorhamphidae.
GCGCUGCUGGAGCUUUAUGGUAGAAGAAGAGCUGCAGUAAACAGUGUGACUGGAUGCGGUGAUAUUGUUUAAAGAACAGCUGAUUAACUUCCUCCUCGUGAUGCCACAGAGAAACACAGCUCCCAACAGACCAAAGCUAGAUUGGAAGUUUGUGCAGAGAUUUUACAGCAUUCUGAAGAUUCUGUUUCCAGGAUGGCUCAAUCAAAAUGUGCUGAUGUUUGGGACGCUGCUUGGAGUCGCUCUUUUAGUUCAGCUGGUGAUUUAUCAGGUGGGAUUAAUUCCGAGUCAGUUCUACGGGGUUCUGUCUCAGAAGAACUACAGCAGGUUUCGGGAGCUCGUGUCUUUCGCCGUCCUGCUCAUCCUUAUUAACUCUGUUGUGAAGAGUGUAGAACAGUAUAUAUGCAGUCUGCUGUACGUGAGCUGGAGGAAAUCUCUAACAGAGGAACUGCACAGAGAUUACUUCUGGGGCCGAGUAUACUAUACUCUCAGUGUACUCCGGAAAGACAUCGAUAACCCUGAUCAGCGGAUCAGUCAGGAUGUAGAGAGGCUCUGUAAGCAGUUGAGCACUAUGGCGAGUCGGUUUGUCAUUUCCCCCUUCACUGUGUCCUAUUACACCUACCAGUGUUUCAACAGUACUGGAUAUAUAGGAGUUCUCUGUAUCUUUGGCUACUUUUUGGUCGGGACGUUCGCCAACAAGAUACUAAUGGGACCCAUCGUUUCCACUUUGGUAGAACAAGAAAAGCUGGAGGGAGACUUCAGGUUUAAACACAUGCAGAUCAGAGUAAAUGCAGAAUCAGCAGCGUUUUACAGAGCAGGUAAAGUGGAGCACAUGAGGACAGAUCAGAGACUCCAGAGUCUCCUACAAACACAGAAGCGUCUGAUGAAAACUGAGCUCUGGCUCUACAUUGGCGUGAACACAUUUGACUAUCUGGGAAGCAUCCUCAGCUACAUCGUAAUCGCCAUCCCCAUCUUUUCGGGCGUAUAUGACGGGAUGACUCCUGGUGAGCUCAGCGCUCUGGUCAGCAGGAAUGCCUUUGUGUGCAUCUACCUGAUUAACUGUUUCACUCAGCUCAUAGACCUCUCCACUACAGUCUCAGAUGUAGCAGGAUACACCCAUAGGAUUGGUGAGUUAAGGGAAGUGAUGCGCAGUGUUGGCAGGAAACAGUGUGAGUGCAACCCAGUCUUAAAGGAGACGGGUGACUUUGACAGUGAUGGUGAAUUCUCGAGCUCCUGCUCUGAGACUGCGUUUGUUCUGGAUAAGCUCUCCUAUAAAAGUCCCGUCUCUGAGGAGCUGCUGGUUAAAGACCUGAGUCUCAGGAUCUGUCAGGGUUCUCACCUGCUGCUGGUUGGGAACACGGGAACCGGCAAAACCUCACUGCUGAGGGUCCUCAACUGUUUAUGGGAACCUUCUAAUGGUUGUGUUGAGAUGACUACAUUUUUUGGGCCGAGGGGAAUCCUCUUCUUACCCCAGAAACCCUACCUUACUGAUGGUACCCUGCGAGAACAGGUAAUCUACCCUCUGAAGGACAUUUAUCCAGCAGCAGGUUCUGUUGAUGAUGAGAGGAUUAAGCAGUAUCUGGAGCUGGCUGGGGUGUCCAGUCUGUUAAAGAGAACUGGAGGACUGGAUGAGAAAGUGGAGUGGAACUGGUAUGAUGUUUUAUCACCAGGAGAAAUGCAAAGACUCUGCUUUGCUAGACUUUUUUACCUACAGCCAAAAUAUGCAGCAACACAAAGCCCAAAUCUUACCUUCUACAACCCCAAAAAAUCUCGACAUUCGUCAAAAAAGCUCAACAACCACAGACUGAAUAAAACAAGAGUAAAUAUUAGCAGUGAACUCGAAAGAUGGAGAUGACUUCGAGCCCAGAAGGACUACAAGACACUAAGGCUGCUAAAUACUUUUCUCCUGAACAGGUAGAUAGGCUACUUUAGCCAGACCAUUUAUGUUAAACAUUACUUUUGUCUAUUCCUAGCAGCUAGCUAUCAUUAGCUAUUUAUCUGUUUAUAUACAGUCUUCAUUGGCUUCACGCAUGCACAUGAACUGAGGAAUCCCAGAAUACUCCGGUUAAGGGUUUACAUGCACUAAGAUUAUCUUAGAAGUCAGAGUACACUGUUUACACUACCAUUUAGAUUAAUUAGAAUAAUCAAACUGCUGUAAUUAUAUUCAAAAUAUUUUAAAUUAUAUUGAAAUUAUAUUUAAAUUAUGAAAAAGACAUAAACUCACUCAUUGUCAUACCGAAUAAUUACAAUUUUACACAUUUCUAUCAGAAACACCCUUGCACUUUCCCACUGUACUUGGGGGGUUUCGCUGCUCUUAUUCUGUAAAUAGACCAAUUUCUCUAAAUAGUCUUCUCUGUUUCUCGAGUCAGAUGCCAUAGUGGGUUCAGUGAGGUUGCAGGCCAAAAGAAAUUGUAUAAAUUUAGACUUGGGUAAUACCAGAUGUGCCAAAAUAGCGAACUGCUUCAUCAGGUACAGUACCCAGCAGCACCAAGAGACACAGCCGUGUCAUAGUGACCGGAAAACUGGGUAGGGUAUUUUUUUUGUUUUUUUGCUAUUAUGCUACAUAUAAAACAAGCACUGUGCUGCAGUCUAUAAAAAUCUGAAAAAUAUAUAUUAUUAGUAUAAUAACUAUUUAGUUAUUUAUUUAUAGGUAUUAAUCCAAAAGCUGUUUUUUCUCUUAUUGUGCUGCUAUGCUAAUCUGAGCCAGUGCUGGAUGAAGCCACCAGUGCCCUGACAGAAGAAGCAGAAGGACAGAUGUACAGGACCUGUAAACAGCUGGGUAUGACCCUGAUGAGCUCAGGUCAUCGCAGCACUUUA